Molecule: messenger RNA, 1185 nt
Organism: Dictyostelium discoideum AX4
Lineage: Eukaryota; Evosea; Eumycetozoa; Dictyosteliales; Dictyosteliaceae
Exons: 3
Coding region: 1-1185 (394 amino acids)
Molecular function (GO): phosphatase activity; protein tyrosine phosphatase activity; protein tyrosine/serine/threonine phosphatase activity
Source: RefSeq, a predicted model, not a curated record
AUGAAUGAUGUUUCUAGAAUUUUCCCGGGAUUUUAUAUCGGAUCAUUGCCAGCAGUAAAUAGAAAUACAUUGGAUAAAUAUCAAAUCACACAUGUUUGCAGUGUUUUAAAUGAAUUUCAACCAAAAUGGACAAAGAUUUACAAAUAUUUACAUAUUGACAUCUAUGAUAGUCCAUCGGUUGACAUUAUGAAAUAUUUUGAUAAAACUUUUCAAUUCAUUGAAGAAGGUAGAAAAGAUGGUGGUGUAUUAGUUCAUUGUUUUGCAGGAAUAUCAAGAUCAGCUACAAUUUGUAUUGCAUAUAUUAUGAGAAAAUUAAAUAUUUCAUUUGAAGAUGCCCAUGGUUUAGUAUCUGAUGCUAGGCCAAUCAUUUACCCAAAUGAAUCAUUUAUCAAACAAUUAAAGAAAUAUGAAUUAAUUUUAAAGAAAAAUAGAGAAAAUCCUCAAAUUGUAGAAAAAGAAAGUGAAGAAGAGGAUGAUGAUGAAGAUGAUGAUGACGAUGAUUAUGAUAGUGAUGAGGAUGAUGAUGAUGAUAGUGAAGAUGAUGACUUUGAAGAGGAGUUUGAUAAUGUAGUUAAAAAGAAGAAUAAUAAUAAUAAAAAAGUUAAUGUUAAAAAUACAACCAAAGUUUUUUCAAAUAUUUCAAUUUCAUCUGAACAAACUACCACUUCAACCACUACAGUACCAACACCAACACUAAACCCAGAAACAAAAAUAGAAGAAACUACAACAACAACAACAGCAACAGCAACAGCAACAUUAGUAGAGGAAGUAGUAGAAUCAACAUCACCAAAAGCAACAUUAGGUGAACAUAGAUACAGUUGUAGAAAAUGUUCUAAAGAUUUAUUUUUAGAUUUUGAUAUUUUAGAUCAUGAACAAGGUCAAGGUCAAACAUCAUUUAAAUGGAAUAAAAGAGAUAAUACCACUUGUAAUAAGAGUGUGGGUGCAAAUGGUGAACAAAUUGAAGAUCAAAAUAAAGUUAUUUGUACCUCUUAUUUUAUUAGUGAAAUUGAAUUUUCACUCUCUCAAACUUAUUCAGGUAUGGAAGGUAAAUUAUUUUGUCCAUCUUGUAAUGAAAAAUUAGGUUCUUGGUCUUGGAGUGGUGAACAAUGUUCUUGUGGUGCUUGGAUCGCUCCAAGUUUUCAAAUUCCAAAAACAAGAGUUGAUGAAAAGAAAGUUCUCAAAUAA